AUGUUCCUCAAUGUUCCUCAAUGUUCCUCAAUUUCCUCACACACCUCAAUCCCGCUGUCGCCGUCCCUUAACCAUAGUAUACUCCGUACGCAGUUACCAGCAUCCAUACAGCCAUAUUUUCACUUUGACACGUCCUCACUGCCUCAACUUCUGACCACACUCCCCCUUCGGCCGAGUUCAAAGGGCUUUCGGUAUACCCUCCAAGAACAGCGCAAUUCAAAUCCACACAGCCAUUCUGCAAUUACGUUCGACCCAGACCUUUCAUGGAGAUUGGUCCGGAUAACUAUCGUCGGGGCUGCUAUCUGUUUAUUCCCACUCACCCACUGUCACGCUCUUCAGCAGGGACAACCAUGGUUUCGGGUCGGCGCCGGCGCCAUACGACAAGGUCGCUGUUUUCAGGGAUGCUACCCUGAUUCUCACCAGAUGUACCAUCCACCAUCGGCCGGCGCACAAGGUUGUUCGUAACGGCCCAUCCUCUGCUAUGGUACUCCGUACAAUGUACA
Messenger RNA from Colletotrichum phormii, 503 nucleotides. RefSeq lists its product as uncharacterized. The transcript has a single exon. The record is from RefSeq and is a predicted model, not a curated record. Bases 1 to 465 code for a protein of 154 amino acids. NCBI's taxonomy places the organism in Eukaryota, Fungi, Ascomycota, Sordariomycetes, Glomerellales, Glomerellaceae.